AUGACUGCUUCAAGCCCUCAUCCGAGUCCUCAGCUCCAGUGGUCCAUCUACUGCCGACAGAUCUGCAGAAGUUAUGAGAUGCAUCUCAACAUGGACCAGAAUCUCAAAGGAAAGUUUCCAAUAUCUUGGGACCAUGAAGACCUGAUGCUGAGAGCAAAAACAGCUGCGUCCAUGUGCUGGUUGCCCCGGCUCCUCGCCCGCUGGCUCUCCUCAGCUCUGUCUCUGCUGCUCCUCAGUGCAGUGGGCAGACAGACGGGGGGUCUGGAGUGGGCUCAGGCGAUGACGUGCACCAGGUGGAGCGCACUGAACAACAAGGUCCUCUCUCAGGACGGGGACGUGAUCCUUGGUGGACUUUUUAAUCUGUAUUACAUACCUUCAGCUGUACAGCAGGACUUCAUCAAGCAGCCACGCUAUGAACCAUGCACUGGCUUAGAUCUGGAGACAUUGAAAUAUUUGUAUGCUUUGGCGUUUGCGGUGGAUGAAAUCAACAGGAACAGCUCCCUGCUGCCGGGAGUCAAGCUGGGCUACAGCAUAGUGGACGGCUGCGGCCGCUACCCGUGGGCACUGCAAGAUGCACUGUCACUGGUCGGAGGAAACACACGCAGCUGCAGCUUAACAGCAACUACGCCACAGUCUUCAUCGCAUGGACAACCUGGAGACAUAAGUGGGAAGCCUGUUCCUCUGCUGAUUGGGGCUUCCUCGUCCACAACAGGGAUAAUACUGUCCAGGACCCUGGGGCCUCUCUCUAUACCAAUUAUCAGCUACCUGGCCACCUGCCCCUGUCUGAGUGACCGGCUCAAGUUUCCUAACUUCUUCAGAACGAUCCCCAGUGACAUUUACCAGGCCAGGGCCAUCGCACGACUGGCCAUACGCUUCCACUGGACGUGGGUUGGGGCUGUACAUGAAGACACUGCCUAUGGUCAAUUGGCGAUGCAGGUAUUUAAGGAGGAGAUUAAGGGCAAGGGGGUAUGUCUGGACUUCGUAGAGACCGUCGACACAGAGACCAUUGUGAGAGAUGCCAGACGAGCGGCGCUCACAAUUCAAGCUUCAACUGCGAGGGUGAUUCUCAUCUUCUGCUGGUACACUGACGCAAAGAAGCUGUUUCUGGAGCUAAAUGAAAGAAAUGUGACUGACAGACAGUUUCUGGCCAGUGAGGCCUGGAGCACCAGUGACGAUCUCCUCCAGGACCCUGCCGUCUCCAAUGUGGCCAGCGGCGUUCUUGGCGUGGCCAUCCAAAGUUCAACAAUACCCGGGUUUGAAAAAUAUCUCAGGAAUCUGCACCCAGUUCGUCGUCCGCAUGACGGAUUCUUAAGAGACUUCUGGGAAAAGGUGUUUGGAUGCAGUGCAGGGGGGGCUGCAUCGUUUGUAUAUUACUUUUCAUCUCAUCGUGUAUCGAAUGGCUCCACUUCAUCUCCUGCCAAGGAGUCUGUUCAGAGAGCCUCUCUGCCCCCAUGCAGUGGCACAGAGUCUCUGGAGGGGCUGCAGCAUCCCUUCACUGACACCUCUCAACUCAGGGUGGUUUAUAAUGUCUACCUGGCUGUGUAUGCCGCAGCCCACGCCCUCCACAGCCUCCUCUCCUGCUCCAGCAGAGACAGAGACAUCUCAUCAUGCUCCUCUCCAGAUCACAUCAAUCCAAAAGAGCUGUUGCAGCACUUAAACCAGGUGAACUUUACCACACCACAAGGUGAAAUGUUUUAUUUCCAAGGAGCCGACACUCCGGCAAAGUAUGAUCUCGUCAACUGGCAGAAAACUCCAGAGGGGCCAAUGAAGCUCGUUCUGAUUGGCCACGUGGACGGGUUUGAUCUCCACCUUAACCAAUCAGCCAUUCAGUGGAGCAGGGGAUCCAAUCAGGUGCCAGUGUCAGUGUGCAGUGAGAGCUGUCCUCCAGGCAGCCGACUGGCCAACAGGAAAGGAGAACCUGUCUGCUGCUUCGACUGUAUCCAAUGUGCUGAGGGAGAGAUUAGCAAUAAAAUUGGUUCCCCUCACUGUGAUCCCUGUCCGUCUGAGUUCUGGUCCAACGCUGAUCGAACGGCCUGCGUCCCUCGCCAGCUGGACUUCCUGUCCUUUAAUGAAACUCUGGGCAUUACCCUGACGGCAGCAGCAGUGUCUGGUGCCACGGUGACGGCUGCGGUGUUCCUGGUUUUUGUUUACUACCAUCAAACACCCAUGGUGCGAGCCAACAACUCAGAGCUGAGCUUCCUGCUGCUUCUGUCUCUGAAGCUCUGCUUCCUGUGCUCGCUGCUGUUCAUCGGUCGUCCGUCAGUGUGGGCCUGUCGCUUCCAGCAGGCGGCUUUCGGGAUCAGCUUCGUGCUUUGUGUUUCCUGCCUGCUUGUUAAAACCAUGGUGGUUCUGGCUGUUUUCCGUUCAGCUCGGCCCGGUGCUGGAUCCUUGAUAAAGUGGUUUGGUCCGCGCCAACAGAGAGGAAGUGUCGGCCUCUUCACCUGUAUACAGGUUAUCAUCUGUGCCAUAUGGCUGUCCCUCAGCCCCCCCGUGCCUCAGCAGGAUUUUGGUAUCCGAGGGUCAAAGGUCACCCUGAGGUGUGCAAUGGCCUCUGUGGUUGGCUUCUCUCUGGUCCUGGGCUACAUCGGCCUGCUGGCCUGCUCCUGCCUCUUCUUGGCUUUUCUCGCCCGGAAACUCCCUGACAACUUCAACGAAGCCAAGCUGAUCACCUUCAGCAUGCUGAUCUUCUGCGCCGUCUGGGUCGCCUUCGUCCCAGCGUACAUUAGCUCUCCUGGGAAGUACGUUGUCGCUGUGGAGAUUUUUGCGAUCCUUGCCUCCAGCUAUGGUUUGCUGCUCUGCAUUUUUGCCCCGAAAUGUUUCAUAAUUCUCUUGAAGCCUGAGAAAAACACUAAGAAACACAUGAUGGCCAGAUAG
Messenger RNA from Limanda limanda (common dab), 2874 nucleotides. RefSeq names its product extracellular calcium-sensing receptor-like. The coding region runs from base 1 to 2874 and encodes 957 amino acids. Gene Ontology annotation, biological process: G protein-coupled receptor signaling pathway. Gene Ontology annotation, molecular function: G protein-coupled receptor activity. The record is from RefSeq and is a predicted model, not a curated record. The transcript has 12 exons. Lineage: Eukaryota; Metazoa; Chordata; Actinopteri; Pleuronectiformes; Pleuronectidae. Gene Ontology annotation, cellular component: membrane.